AUGUCUUGCGUCUCCAGUAUUAGUUCCAAGAGAUCAAGGUGUGAAGGCUUUGACGAUGAUUUCAUUCAUACUCCGUUGAAAAAAUGCAGUAAAGGAUACCACGAAUGGUCUCUAUCAAUUACUACUCCUGCCACUACACCUACAGGGAAACUAGAUUACAAGAGAAAGACCAAGUCAUUGGACGAUGACUUAAUCAGUUCGCCUGUCAAAUUCGGAACAGACGCAAACGUACUGAAUGCAGAAUUUCAAGAACUGUCAUUGCAGAAACUCUUGGUGUCAUUAUCCACAUCAGAUGAUUCAAAAUCUAACCCAAUUUUCCACAUUCCAGAACUGUUACAUCGGAUCUUUAAUUUCCUAGACCAUGAGUCCCUUUACCGUUGUUCCAAAGUCAAUCCGGUAUGGGCUGCUGUUGCAUCAAGCAUCAUUAAUAAGGAUUUGGUGAUUCAACAAUCUUCUAUCUCCGGCGAUUUGAAGAUUGUUGAAUUGGACCAGAAAGUACAUCCAAAGAGUCUAACUUUCUACAAGCUUAAACAGCAUAGAAACUUUAUCGAAAAUCAAUUGCCCCGUAUCAGGUUUACAAGACUCAAUUCCCUUAACUUUUACAUCAGUCCCGUCUUACCAGCGAUCUUCGAUGACGUUACCAUUUCAAACAACUUAACGAAACUAACGAUAGCUGGCAACAAGAAAAUCAAUGACGAAGAGUUAAUCUCACUGAUUUUGGGGCUGCCGAAUUUGAUAGAUUUAGACCUACGUGCAUGUUCUCAGAUCAGUGACAUUUCCAUCGUUUCUAUCGUAACGCACUGUCCCAAACUACAAAGUAUAAACUUGGGGCGUCAUGAAAACUCGCAUUUGAUUACUGAUCUUUCAAUCAUGGCACUAUCUGAGUUAGAACAUCUUACUACGGUCGGUUUCUCAGGAUGCGACAAGAUCUCUGACGUAUCAAUAUGGCAACUGUACAGCAAACAUUCAACAACGCUGGUUCGAUUGUCAAUAAAUGGCUGCACACAAAUAUCAGAUAGUAGCAUUAGCGAUAUCGUUGCCAAGCAUGGAUUUCCAAAUCUGAAAGUCUUAGAUAUCCGGAACUGUCAACUGGUUCGUUUCAAAAACUUAAUCCAAUACCGUGACUGGAGACACAAAUAUCUGAUGAAACCGAUACAUAUCCAUAUCAGUGAUUCGAUGAAGAAAGAAUUCGAAUUGCAAGAACAGCAGCUAUACAAGGAAUUCAGAACUCGGAUCGUCAACGAUCUAAAUAGAUGGGUCAACGAAGCGACCUGA
Molecule: messenger RNA, 1275 nt
Organism: Kluyveromyces lactis
Lineage: Eukaryota; Fungi; Ascomycota; Saccharomycetes; Saccharomycetales; Saccharomycetaceae
Gene: AMN1
Product: Amn1p
Exons: 1
Coding region: 1-1275 (424 amino acids)
Biological process (GO): SCF-dependent proteasomal ubiquitin-dependent protein catabolic process
Cellular component (GO): SCF ubiquitin ligase complex
Molecular function (GO): protein binding
Source: RefSeq, a predicted model, not a curated record